CACCACGUGACGCCAGCACACCCCCUCCACCCUCGCUUCACCACCCCCCUACCCAAGAUGGCGGCGCGCAGGCACAACAAGUCCGCCCGGUGUGUCAGCUGGCUGGCCCAUCUGGCCAUCCUAGGCUUGGCCUUGUGCAUCUCUCUCUCCGAUGCCGUCGACCGCAGCAACUUCAAGACAUGCGAGCAGAGCUCAUUCUGCAGGCGCCAGCGCAAGAUGGAGGCGGAGCAGUCUCCGUACCGCGCGCUGCUCGACACCCUGGACGUGCAAGAGAAUAGUGCGCGCGUGCAGCUCCUCAACGCUGCCAACAAGGUGCGGCUGGUGCUGGAGGUAGUGGGGCUGAAGGACGGGAUGGUGCGGCUGCUCGUCGAUGAGCUGGCGCCACUCAAGCCGCGAUACCGUGUCCAGGACGUGCUAGUCGGGGAGCCGGCCAGCGAGCGGCUGACGGUGGUGAGCCGGGAGGAGGGCGUGGUGGUGCUGGCGUGGGGCGGCUCCGGCGGGCUCGGCGAGGGCCCCGGCGGCGCCCGCGUGCUGCUGUCGGCUCAGCCGUUCCGCGUGGACAUCGUGAGCGCCGGCGAGCUCGUGGCCAGCGUCAACUCGCGCGGCCUCCUCGCCUUCGAGCACCUGCGCCUGCGCGGAAACACGCUCUCGGAGGCAGUCGGUAACACAGUGGGUAGCAUGUGGACUAAACUCAAGAACGUGUUUUCUAGGAAGGAGUCUGAGGAAUCUCCUGGGGUGGACGAGGAGGGGGCCGCCGGGAGCGACUCCACCGAGGCGGCUGCGGAGGAAGGGGGCGGAGAAGACGAUAACGGCUCGGAGUCCAAGGUGACGGAAGAGGAGGACGAGCCGGGAAUGUGGGAGGAGACGUUUAAGACUCAUCACGACAGCAAACCCAAUGGCCCUGCCUCGGUGGGGUUGGACUUUUCUCUGCCGGGUGUUGAGUUUGUGUACGGCAUCCCCGAGCACGCCGACACAUUCCGUCUCAAGACCACCACGGGCUCGGAGCCUUACCGCCUCUACAACCUCGACGUGUUCGAGUACGAGCUGGACACCAACAUGGCGCUCUACGGCGCAGUCCCCUACCUCAUCGCGCACCGGCCGGAGCGCACCCUCGGCAUCUUCUGGCACAACGCCGCCGAAACUUGGGUGGACAUCAGCUCCAACACGGCCGGCAAGACGGUGUUCGGCAAGAUGCUGGACUACGUGCGCGGGGGCAGCGAGGUGCCGCAGACGGACGUGCGGUGGAUGUCGGAGAGCGGCAUCAUCGACGUGUUCGUGCUGUUGGGGCCCACGCCCAACGACCUGUUCCGGCAAUAUGCCUCGCUCACCGGCACGCAGUCGCUGCCGCCGCUCUUCUCGCUCGGCUACCACCAGUGCCGCUGGAACUACAACGACGAGGACGACGUGCGGGCGGUGGACGCGGGCUUCGACGCCAACGACUUGCCCUACGAUGUCAUCUGGCUGGACAUCGAGCACGCGGACGGCAAGCGCUACUUCACCUGGGACCCCAACAAGUUCCCUACGCCGCUCGACAUGCAGCGCAACAUCGCCAGCAAGCGCCGCAAGAUGGUGUCCAUCGUUGACUCGCACAUCAAGAUCGACAGCGGCUACAAGGUGUACACGGAGGCGCAGGCCAACGGGUACCUGAUGAAGAACAAGGAUGGGCGCGACUAUGAGGGCUGGUGCUGGCCAGGCUCGGUGUCGUACCCAGACUUUGCAAAUCCCGAUGUGCGUUCCUGGUUCGCGAGCAAGUUUGCCUACGACCAGUACGAGGGCUCGAGUGAGAUUCUGUUCACGUGGAACGACAUGAAUGAGCCGUCCGUGUUCAACGGGCCCGAGGUGACGAUGCACAAGGACACGGUGCACCUGAGCGGCUGGGAGCACCGCGACCUGCACAACCUCUAUGGCCUCUACCAGCAAAUGGCUACGGUGGAGGGGCAGAUCCGGCGAUCGGGCGGUGUGGAGCGCCCUUACGUGCUCUCCCGCGCGUUCUUUGCCGGAUCCCAGCGAUACGGCUCCAUCUGGACGGGAGACAACACGGGGGAGUGGGGCCACCUGCGCGUGUCCAUCCCCAUGCUGCUCAACAUCAACCUGUGCGGCAUCUCCUUCAGCGGGGCCGACGUCGGCGGCUUCUUCCGCAACCCGCCGCCCGAGCUGCUGGUGCGCUGGUACCAGGCCGGCGCCUACCAGCCGUUCUUCCGAGCGCACGCUCACAUCGACACGCAGCGCCGCGAGCCCUGGCUCAUCGGCGCCGACAACAUGGCGCUGGUGCGCGUGGCGCUGCACCAGCGCUACGCCCUGCUGCCGUUCUGGUACACGGCCUUCUACCGCGCCCACCGCACCGGCGAGCCCGUCAUGAGAGCCCUCUGGGUCGAGUUCCCCAAGGAAACGGCCACGUUCGCAAUCGAGGACGAAUACCUUCUUGGUGAUGCCCUGCUGGUCCAUCCCAUCACAGAGGCCGGCUCCCGAGGGGUGAGCAUCUACCUGCCUGGGCCCGGAGAGCUGUGGUACGACGUUCACGACCACAGGAAAUACGAGGGCGGCCAGGAGCUUUAUGUCCCCGUCACCAUGAGCUCGAUUCCGGUGUAUCAGAGAGGGGGCUCCGUGGUGCCGCGACAGAACCGGCCGCGACGCUCCUCGGAGUGCAUGCACGAUGACCCCUACACGCUCUACGUCGCCCUCGACAAAGCCGGCCGGGCAGAGGGGCAGCUGUUCCUGGAUGACGGUCGCUCCUUCGCCUACGACACGGACAAGCGGUUCGCGCUGCGCUCGUUCCACUUCUCCAACGGCGCGCUGGUGGCCAGCUCUGCCGACCCCAGCGGAAGCUACGGCACAAAGUCGUGGCUCGAGAAGGUCGUGGUCAUCGGCGUCAAAAAGCCGUCGCACGUCACUCUCAAGCAAGCAGUCUCUCCGUCGGAGUCCGCGUUGGAGUUUGAGUACGACGCCGCCACGGCCACCCUGGAGGUGCGGAAACCUGGCGUGAACAUUGCCUCCGACUGGACCAUCCUCAUCCAAUGAUGGAAGAAGCCGGGGCAGCCCACCCCCCCCCCCUCCUCUGCCGGUCAUUUUGUGAUUGAUUUUUUUUUAGUUGAGGGGGUUGGGGUUGGGGUAAAAGCUACGAGAGGGGAGGGAGUACGGAGGGGAGGAGUGGUGGGGGAGAGUUUGGUGGCGGAGGGUGGGUGUGGAUGCCGCACGGGGCAACGUCCCUUUUAGCUCCGAACGACACGGGAACACACAAAUAAUUAAAUGCGUUUUUUUUGUUUUGCCCCUUCGUUUUUUUGUCGUAAGUUUUUGCUAAAUUUGUCCCACUGUUACGUCGCCGACGGAUUCCUUGACAAAUCAGCGUGCACCGGUUUUUCUUUCUUUCCAUCACUCUUUAUUAUUUAUUUGAUUGUGCGGGCGCCCGACCGAUCGCUCGCUCGCCGGCUUGCAAUAGAAAGGACCGCUCUUUCGGCUCCCAUUACUGUGAAUUCGGUUGCUUCUACGACACGUGCCAUUGUUAGCGAUGAUGUUCAUUUAAAAAAAACCGCGCGAUUCCAAAGAUCCGCCGAGGAUGUCUGUGACGACAGUUCCCCUCAUUUAUACUGAUUUCCGAGCUAUGAAGGCAGCGAUUACAUUUUCUUUUUUAAUCAACGGCAGGUGCUGGUGCACGUUAUCCUCUAUAGGAAGGAACGAUAAAGCCCAAAUCAGAAUUUAAGGACCGAGGUGGCGGGUGGUGAAUUUGUUUCAUGGAUACUACACGAUGACUGCCAGAUAACAAAAACAUACAAAACAUAAAUGGCUCUUCUUUUGUGUCUAGGGCUGUGUCCUGGACUGUCCAAUGGAAGUGAAAUAAAAAAAAACACUUUUAAGUGACUCUAGGAGUCAUCCCUUAUUGACGUUAACCAUGGCGUGCCGCCAAUCUUAUCACCCCAAGCCUUGACAUUUUUUGACAGAUUGCCGUGAAGACCUUGAGCCAGAGGUCUGUUGCACGUUAUUACGCUUUCGAGAGAGGGUGGGGGGGGGCUUCUUGCCGCUAGAAGCGAGGAGCCACAGGAAUUGGAUGUCCUCUUCCCCUCCCCCCUGUGUAUCUGGAACCUUGCUUGCUUGGAGGUUUGCGAAGACCUGGCCAGUAUCUGUCCAGGAGCUUACACAGCAUCCAUUUCCAUUUAUUCUUUAAAAACAAAAUGUAAUCACGGUUGCCGAGCACAGGCCCAGAGAGGGGCCCCCAAAACGCCCAACAACCAGUUACAAUCGUCGAGAUUGAAGGGCGUACUCGAACGGGACCUUUUCCCCGUGUCGCGACGCUACGGUGGGAGGGGUGUUAGCGAGCCCGCGGAAUGGAUAUCGGAUUUGUUUAGGAGGUGGAACGAACAGCGCAACGAUUCGUCGUCCGUCGAUGCCGAUCGUCGUUGAGCUUUACGCCGGCCCCGCGUCGAUCGCGCGCUUGAGAAUCGAUGUUCUUUCUGUCCGUGUGUGUGUGUGUGCGCUCAAUGUACGAUGGGUUCGCGUCGCCCUUGCGGCCGCUAGGUUUCCCCGAUCGUUUGGCGCAGCGUAAAAAAUCUA
Molecule: messenger RNA, 4545 nt
Organism: Petromyzon marinus (sea lamprey)
Lineage: Eukaryota; Metazoa; Chordata; Hyperoartia; Petromyzontiformes; Petromyzontidae
Gene: GANAB
Product: glucosidase II alpha subunit
Biological process (GO): carbohydrate metabolic process; N-glycan processing
Cellular component (GO): glucosidase II complex
Molecular function (GO): glucan 1,3-alpha-glucosidase activity; carbohydrate binding
Source: RefSeq, a predicted model, not a curated record